This is a messenger RNA of Myxocyprinus asiaticus (Chinese sucker), 2724 nucleotides long. It is a transcript of the gene lin9, whose product is annotated as lin-9 DREAM MuvB core complex component. Gene Ontology annotation, biological process: regulation of cell cycle; regulation of transcription by RNA polymerase II; DNA-templated transcription. Lineage: Eukaryota; Metazoa; Chordata; Actinopteri; Cypriniformes; Catostomidae. Gene Ontology annotation, cellular component: nucleoplasm; transcription repressor complex. The transcript has 15 exons. Gene Ontology annotation, molecular function: DNA binding. Bases 16 to 1695 code for a protein of 559 amino acids. The record is from RefSeq and is a predicted model, not a curated record.
UCAAUAAUAAAUUUUAUGGUCCUUGUGGUGUUUGCAGUGUUGCGUCGUCAUGGCAACAAAGUUGUAAAACUGAAUAUAACUUUACACAGAAAAGGCUCUUCAGCUAAAGCCCUUGUAAGUCUAAGAGAAGGAAGUUUGUCUAAUACUCUAAAUGAGAAGAACAAUUUAACAAAAUCUCAGAACACCAGGGGAAGGAGCAGUUACGUUUCUAUGGAAACGCCGACAAGGAGCUCAAAGAGGAGUCGGCUGUCAUGUGAGGAUGAGGAGCGGCCGCUCUCCUCCAGAUCUCCCAGGAGGAGCCAGAGGGUCACCACUGUGCCUCAGAAACUCGGAAACAUCACAACACCAGAUAAAAAGGCUUCACAGAAAAUUGGACUGAGACUAAGAAAUCUGCUCAAACUGCCCAAGGCACACAAAUGGUGCAUCUAUGAAUGGUUCUAUUCAAAUAUUGACAGGCCUUUAUUUGAAGGAGACAAUGACUUCUGCCUGUGUCUGAAGGAGUCUUUUCCUAAUCUAAAGACAAGGAAGUUGACCAGAGUGGAAUGGGGAACAAUCAGAAGACUUAUGGGCAAACCUCGCAGAUGCUCCUCAGCUUUCUUUGCUGAAGAGCGAAUGGCUCUGAAACAGAAGAGGCAGAAGAUGCGUCUCCUGCAGCAGAGGAAAAUCACAGAUAUGUCUCUAUGCAAAGACCUGCCAGAUGAGAUUCCUUUGCCCUUGGUCAUUGGGACUAAAGUUACAGCUCGUCUUAGGGGUGUCCAUGAUGGCCUGUUUACUGGACAGAUUGAUGCAGUCGAUACCAGUGCGGCAACGUAUCGCGUCACAUUUGACAGAAAUGGGCUCGGCACACAUACAGUUCCUGACUAUGAAGUGCUUAGUAACGAACCUCACGAGACAAUGCCCAUAUCUGCUUUUGCUCAGAAACAGCGGCCACCUCGUUUCCAGAGCUUUCUGACCCCACCACGUGGGUCUUAUCCUGGCUCGACACAGUCCAUCUUAAUGGACAGUGAUCCUCUGUUUAGUCAGUCUCCUUGGAAAACCAAACUGACAGGAACUGAUGGAGAGACACUGGGUGGAUUUCCUGUCAAAUUUCUUGUUCAAGUGACACGCCUGUCCAAAAUCCUCAUGAUUAAAAAAGAACAUAUAAAACAUUUGAAAGAGAUGAACACAGAAGCUGAAAAAUUGAAGUCUUAUUCCAUGCCGAUCGGUCUGGACUUGCAGAAGAGAUAUGCCACAACAGUGCUAGAUCUGGAACAGCUUAAUAAAGACCUCAACAAAGUCCUGCAUGAAGUCCAGCAGUUUUGCUAUGAUCUGGCCCCAGAUCAGGGCAUGCAGCCUGCAGAUCAGCCCAGCGAGCUGCGAAGGCGCUGUGAAGAAGAGUCACAGGACGUUGUGCGGCAAACUAAUGCAAUGCAUGAUGGAGAACAGCGUGUCCAGAGCCCCGGCCUCACCCAGCUCGUCUCCCGUCUCACAGCUCUCCUGCUGCAGAUCAGGUGUUUGGCUGAAGGGGGUGACUUGAAUUCAUUUGAAUUCAAAUCGCUGACAGACUCUCUUAAUGACAUAAAGAGUUCGAUAGAUGACUCUAACCUCAGCUGUUUUCAGGAUAAUGUGGAGAUCCAUGUAGCACACAUACAGAGCGGGCUAAGCCAGCUGGGAAACCUCCAUGCUUUUUCUGCCAACAACACCAACAGAACGUGACUGAAAAAAAAAAUACACACCACCCCGGAGUCCAAUCUCAAAGCAGCUCACCUCUUCCUGCCCACUAUGUUUGUUUGUCUUGUUUGUUCUGUUUGACAUGUUAUGAGAGGUCAGAAUGUGUGUUCAAUAACUGUACUAGUUACAAUUCCAUGCCUAAAGGCACCAAAGUGUUUUGGGUGAAGAAGUUCAAUUAGCUUGCAUGCGUGCUACGGAAAAGUGAGGCAAAAAAAAGUUUGUUUUCUGAAGACAGUUGUUUGUCAUUUCAGUUGUUGCUCACUCAUCUUAAUAUAUUUAAGGUUCCCUCAUUUUUAUUGCUGGUUUCCAACUGGUGUGUAUGCCAAAUUACACUCCUCAUCGAUGCAGUUUCUAUUUGUUUGUUUAAAACAAUGUUUUGCAUUACAUUUUAUUCCUUCUCUCUGAACUUUGUGUUUAAAGGGAUAUUACCCCAAAAUGUAAUUUGCUCACCUUCAUGUUCCUAAAUCGUAUGACUUUUUCUUCUGUGGAACACCAGAUGUUAGGCAAAAUGUUAGUCACUAUUCACUUUCAUUUGCAUAUUUUUUUUUUCCCCCAUACAAUAGAAGUGAAUGACUAAAGUGAACAUGCUGCCUACAGAACAAAGAAAGUCAUAUAGGUUUUAGGGGGGGUGAACUAUCCCUUUAACUUUGAGUUUCCCAGGAGAGGAGUCACUGUUCCAUUUUAAACCUGCUCUGUCUGUUUUAAAUAUGUACAUUGAAGAUAAUUGUACAGUUCACUCAAAAUAUAUCAAGAAAUCAGUCAUAUAUAUAUAUAUAUAUAUAUAUAGGGUAAUGUGGACAUUUUUGGACUUGCAGAUUGUUAUUUUUGUAAAGCAGCCAAUCUGUUCUUACAAGUCCUAAAAUAGGCAGCUGUGCCCACUAAAACAGUUUGUCUUGUCCUUGGAUUAAAUUGCCCCACUGGUGUGUUUUUAAAUUCGUUAGCUUUGUUUUGUUUUUUACCUGUAGGUGUAUGCAUGAUACAAAACAUUUGUAAAUAAAUUGUUGAUUUCUAUUA